Molecule: messenger RNA, 1659 nt
Organism: Penicillium odoratum
Lineage: Eukaryota; Fungi; Ascomycota; Eurotiomycetes; Eurotiales; Aspergillaceae
Product: Serine/threonine-protein kinase 32B
Exons: 7
Coding region: 1-1659 (552 amino acids)
Biological process (GO): intracellular signal transduction; peptidyl-serine phosphorylation
Molecular function (GO): protein serine/threonine kinase activity; ATP binding
Source: RefSeq, a predicted model, not a curated record
AUGGGAAAUACACAAGGAAAGCCCAUUUCUUCUAACGAGGCUGUCAACCUCAACCACUUUCGCCUCCUUCGGGUAGUUGGAAAGGGUGCCUUCGGCAAAGUUCGCAUCGUUGAGAGGAAAGAUACCGGCCUUACUUUCGCCCUAAAAUACAUUCGAAAAGAAGAGGUCGUACGUUCGGAAAGCGUACGGAACAUGAUUCGUGAACGACGAAUGCUCGAACACUUGAACCAUCCCUUCCUGUGCAAUUUGCGUUAUAGUUUCCAGGACAUCGAAUACAUCUACCUCGUUGUCGAUCUAAUGAAUGGUGGCGACCUUCGAUUCCAUAUCUCCCGCAAAUGCUUCACCGAAGAAGCAGUGCGCUUUUGGGCCGCAGAACUUGGCUGUGCUUUGAGAUAUAUUCAUUCUCAAGGCAUCAUUCAUCGCGACGUUAAGCCGGAUAAUGUGCUAUUGGAUUCUGAAGGCCAUGUUCACUUGGCAGAUUUCAAUGUGGCAUCGGAUUUCCGACCAGGAAAGCCUCUCACAAGCAAGUCGGGAACAUUAGCUUACCUGGCCCCAGAAGUGUAUGAAGGCGGCGGAUAUUACUUUGAAGUUGACUGGUGGUCUUUGGGUGUCACGUUUUACGAAUGCAUUUACAACAAGCGUCCAUUCGAGGGCCGCAGCCAGGAUACCCUGAGCGAAAACAUCAAAAAGGCAUCACCGAAAUACUAUGUCACCAACCCCGCAGUUUCAGUCCCCUGUCUGCGAGCUUUGAUGGCCUUGAUGGAGCGUGACCGCAGUCGCCGGAUUGGUGCCAUUAGCUUUGAGAGUUUCACCUCACAUGAGUUCUUCGCCGACAUCGACUUUGAAGCUCUCGAGCGAAAAGAGAUUCCCCCGGUGUUCCGACCGUCUAGCGACAAGACGAACUUCGAUGCAACAUACGAUCUGGAGGAACUCUUGUUGGAGGAGGCGCCCUUGGAAGCCCGGGCCCGUCGACAGAAGCCGCGUGCAGAACUACGUGACGAUGCCACGGCCAAGGAAAUCCGAGAGGAUGAACUUCAUCGCUUGAUUGAGACCAUGUUUGAACCAUUCGACUACACCACCGUCGACUACCAAGGCAGUGCCGCCGAAGCCAUUGCCGCAGUAAUAAACCCCGAAGAAUGCCUGCCCAAUGCAACCACCAAAAUCAAUACCUCUCACACCCGACAACCCUCCCAACAUGACUCCGCCGUUCGCGUUUCAUCUCUAAACGAGGGGGUUGCUCACCCACUACACACGAUUGAGCCGACCACACCGGGUAGUGAGAAUCUCGACCCGAACGACUCGGCCUCAAUCGGCCAACCACCCUCCCCCUCGACUCGGGCAUCGGCCUCUCCUCCGCCUCAACCUCCCUCUUUCCACCGCCCCUUACCGCCACCGUCUCGGCGGGCUGGUGCGACACGAAAGAUGAGCAAAGGAGGAGGUGUACAAAUGGUAUUGGAAGAAGCUGGUAGCUGGAGCGAGCUCGCCAAUCACAGCUCCACCCUCCCUGCAGAGGGUCUCGACGGUGACGCGGCGAAAGGAAAGGGCUCCAACAGCGGCAUGCUCUCGUUCCUGAGUCGUAAGAAGGGUCGUGACCGCAGUCCGAAGCCCACAGAGCCAGGUGUUCUGGGCAAAGAAGGAGCUCGGCAAAUCAUCAGCUAA